CAGAUGCAAAAUCAUCUGGGACACAUUGGAUUUUCCUGCCUCCUUGACGUUUUUUUGGCCCAAGUAGGAUUUUCUUCAUCUUGCACUUAGCAGCCAAACAACACACACAUCUACAAUGGCUCCCAGAAUGUUGCUGUAUGUCACAGAUUUCUUUGGCUAUGAAACAACGAAAUCAGUGGUGGUGAAGAGCUGGUCUGUUGGGAUCAUCAACCGCUUCAUCCAGCUGCUAAUUAUCUUGUACUUCAUCUGUUGGGUGUUUCUGCAUGAAAAGGCUUAUCAGGUUCGAGACACAGGAAUUGAGUCUGCAGUCAUGACCAAAGUGAAGGGCUUGGGCAGCUAUCCCCAUGGUGUGAUGGAUGUGGCAGACUAUGUAGCGCCACCACAGGGCUCUUCAGCGUUCUCCAUCAUCACCAAAUUGAUUGUCACAGCCAAUCAGACGCAAGGACGAUGCCCUGAGACUGAUGAUAAAUUCACAUGCACAACUGAUGUUAACUGCACAAACAAAAUUGGCUCCAAUUUUGGGAAUGGUAUUGUAACAGGCAAAUGUUUAAUUAAUAAUUCCUCAAAUGAAAAUAAGACUAAAGGACAUUGUGAAAUUCAAGGCUGGUGCCCUGCAGAGGACGAUCAAGUUCCUGUGUCUGUAAUGGAGGGUGUGGAGGACUUUACAAUCUUCAUAAAGAACAGUGUCCGCUUCCCUCUAUUUAAUGUUACUAAGGGCAAUUUCCAUUCCUCCAUAAACGAGACAUACAUGAAAAACUGUAGGUAUGAUCCAAGACACCAUCUGUCCUGUCCCAUCUUUAAAGUGGGAGAUAUCCUGAAACACGUUAAUCAAAAUCUCAGCAAAAUUGCCUGGGAUGGAGGAGAGAUUGGAAUUAACAUAGUCUGGAAGUGUGAUUUUGACUAUUCUGUGGAAAUGUGCAAUCCCAAAUACACCUUCACACGCUUGGAUACUGUGUUUGAGAAGAGCAAGGCAUCCAAAGGAUAUAACUUCAGGUUUGCUAAAUACUACCAGUCACCAGAUGGGACUGAGUAUAGAACGCUUCACAAAGCCUAUGCCAUCCGCUUUGAAAUAAUCGUGUCUGGGAAUGCAGGAAAGUUUAGUGCUGUGCCAUUUAUGAUUAAUCUUGUGGCAGCAUUCACUUCAGUGGGACUGGCUACAGUGUUCUGUGACAUCAUCCUUCUCAACUUCCUUAAAGGGGCGGAACAGUACAAAGCAAAAAAAUUUGAAGAGGUAUCAGGCGUUGAGACUCAGUCAUUCCACAAAAGACUCUACCAGAGCAGCCACAAGUCAAUAAAAGUGACGGCAAAUAACUCUGAUGACUCAGGGACCUUUUGUAUUAGACACCAGGAGUGAGGGCCACGAGACAUCAACAAUUGAA
Messenger RNA from Xyrauchen texanus (razorback sucker), 1379 nucleotides. RefSeq names its product purinergic receptor P2X, ligand-gated ion channel, 3a (gene p2rx3a). Bases 116 to 1354 code for a protein of 412 amino acids. Gene Ontology annotation, biological process: monoatomic cation transmembrane transport; response to ATP. Gene Ontology annotation, molecular function: extracellularly ATP-gated monoatomic cation channel activity; ATP binding; purinergic nucleotide receptor activity. Gene Ontology annotation, cellular component: plasma membrane; nuclear inner membrane. NCBI's taxonomy places the organism in Eukaryota, Metazoa, Chordata, Actinopteri, Cypriniformes, Catostomidae. The record is from RefSeq and is a predicted model, not a curated record. The transcript is spliced from 12 exons.